AGCCCUGCGCCCCCCUCCCCAAACUAUGGCUCCAACGCCGCUCGUCGGGAACCUCGCCCGAUCCGCUGCUCAGGAGCGGGCUGUAGUGCAGGAUGAGAGGUCCGCUGUGCUCCGCCGAGUGUGAGACUACGGGAGGAAACAUCACCUGACAGGCGGCCCUACCCCUCGGGAGGGAGGGGGGAGGACAGAAACGGACGGACACCCUCGCUCCUCUCCUCAAACCCUGGAAAGUGGAAGCUGGAAACGGCCCAGAUCCGCCGCGCGCAGCACACAGCGCGCCUCGUUUCCAGAACUCUCCUCAGUCUCUGCCGCCGAUCCACGAGAAGCCGCCGUAUUCCUGAUCAACUUGGGCAAACUUUGGCCCCCGGAUUACCGCCAACACCCGACGCGGGGAGCGCAGUGAGCAUCGUGCGCUCGUGCUGCGGGGAGCGGAGAACACAGCGUCGGAGCAGAUACCUUUAAAAGUCCUCCAAAGUCUCUCAAAGUCUCCGGGGGGACAGCCGCAGCGAAGAUGCCGGUCCGGAGGGGCCACGUGGCUCCGCAGAACACCUUCCUGGACACCAUCAUCAGGAAAUUCGACAGUCAGAGUCGCAAGUUCGUCAUCGCCAAUGCAAGAGUGGAGAACUGCGCCAUCAUCUUCUGCAAUGACGGCUUCUGCCACAUGUGUGGCUACUCGCGUGCCGAGAUCAUGCAGAAGCCGUGCACGUGCAACUUCCUGUACGGACCUGACACCAAGCGGCUGGCCAUCGCCCAGAUGGCGCAAGCCCUGCUGGGAGCGGAGGAGAGGAAAGUGGAGAUCAACCUGUACCGCAAAGAUGGUCAGUGCUUCCCGUGUAUGGUGGACGUGGUGCCGGUGAAGAACGAAGAUGGCGCGGUGAUCAUGUUCAUCCUCAACUUCGAGGGCAUGACAGAGGAAGUACUCCUGCACCACAAACAGGACCUCAACCACCGCCUGCCCGCCUGGCUCGUCACCGGUCGCCCACGAGGCUUCAAGCUGCGUCUUCCCCUCCUGCGCUCGCUGUCCAACAGCAAAGUGUCUCUGGACGACACGGAGGCCGCUCACAUCUCCACUGCCACACGUAUGCCGCUGCACCCAGACCACCGCAGUCACGAGUCCUUGGGCCUCGGGGAGUUACGGCCUCUUCCCCCUUUACCGCUAGACCACCAGGAGCAAAUCGUCAGCAGCAGGUCGGCCCUACAGAGUUGGCCAGAAGACCGCCAGGAGGACCAGUGCACCUUGCUGGGCCCCGACCCUCCUGCACCCACUCCUACUCCUCCUCCACCUCCCCCCAGAGCCCACCUGGUGGAUACCCUCACCCAGUCGUCCCCCUGCGUAGCGCCUCACCACCGUCUCAGCCUCAACCCGGACGCCUCGGGCUCCAACUCCUCCCUGUCGCGCAGCCGCUCGCGGGAGAGCUUCCACAGCAUGCGUCGUGCGUCCUCUGUAGACGAGAUCGAGGCCAUGAGGCCCAACAGGGACCGGAAGAACCACAGAGCGAGUGUCCGGCCGGGAUGCAGCGGCACCGGCGCGGUAAACAGCAAGUCCAACAUAUUGAACUCCACGUCGGACUCGGACCUCAUGCGGUACCGCACCAUCUCCAAAAUCCCUCAGAUCACCCUCAACUUUGUGGAUUUCAAACCGGACCAGCUCAUCGCCCUGCCCAGCGGGGAGAUGGACAUCAUAGCUCCCUGCAAACUCAUCGACCGGACGCACCACGUCACAGAGAAAGUCACACAGGUGCUGUCUCUGGGCGCAGAUGUGUUGCCAGAGUACAAGCUCCAGGCCCCUCGCAUCCACAAGUGGACGGUGUUGCACUACAGCCCCUUCAAGGCGGUGUGGGACUGGCUCAUCCUGCUGCUGGUCAUCUACACCGCCAUCCUGACUCCCUACUCGGCCGCGUUCCUCCUCAACGACCAGGAAGAGGUAGCCAUGCACAGUUGUGGUUACUCCUGCUCUCCUCUCAAUGUGGUGGACCUCAUAGUGGAUAUCAUGUUCAUUAUUGACAUCCUCAUCAACUUCAGGACAACAUAUGUGAACAUUAACGACGAGGUGGUGAGCCACCCGGUGCGCAUCGCCGUCCACUACUUCAAGGGCUGGUUCCUCAUCGACAUGGUGGCUGCUAUUCCCUUUGACCUGCUGAUCUACCGCAACGGAGAGGAGACCACCACUCUGAUUGGUCUGCUGAAGACGGCUCGUCUCCUGCGCCUGGUGCGCGUGGCCAGGAAGCUGGACCGCUACUCGGAGUACGGCGCGGCCGUCCUCUUCCUCCUCAUGUGCACCUUCGCCCUCAUCGCUCACUGGCUGGCCUGCAUCUGGUAUGCCAUCGGUAGCGUGGAGAGGAACGGUGCCAUUGGCUGGCUCCACACACUGGGGGACCAGUUGGGAAAGACCUACAACAGCUCCAUCAUAGGUUCGGGACCCUCCAUCAAAGACAAGUACGUCACCGCCCUGUACUUCACCUUCAGCAGCCUGACCAGCGUGGGCUUUGGAAACGUUUCCCCCAACACCAACUCUGAGAAGAUCUUCUCCAUCUGUGUCAUGCUCAUAGGAUCCCUGAUGUACGCCAGCAUCUUCGGGAACGUGUCCGCCAUCAUCCAGCGGCUGUACUCGGGCACGGCCCGCUACCACACACAGAUGCUCAGAGUCCGGGAGUUCAUCCGCUUCCACCAGAUCCCCAACCCGCUCAGGCAGAGGCUGGAGGAGUACUUCCAGCACGCCUGGUCCUACACCAACGGCAUCGACAUGAACGCCGUGCUGAAAGGUUUCCCAGAGUGUCUCCAGGCGGAUAUCUGCCUCCACCUGAACCGGACCUUGCUGCAGAACUGCAAGGCCUUUAAAGGCUCCACCAAGGGCUGCCUCAGGGCGCUGGCCAUGAAGUUCAAGACCACCCACGCACCGCCGGGGGACACGCUGGUCCACGCUGGGGACGUCCUCACGGCCCUCUACUUCAUAUCCAGGGGGUCCAUAGAGAUACUGAGAGGAGACGUGGUGGUAGCCAUCUUGGGGAAGAACGACAUCUUCGGCGAGCCCAUCAACCUGUACACCCGGCCGGGUAAAUCCAAUGCCGACGUGAGGGCUCUGACCUACUGCGACCUUCAUAAGAUCUUCAGAGAAGAUGUUCUGGAGGUGCUGGACAUGUAUCCGGAGUUCGCAGACCACUUCUGGAACAACCUGGAAAUCACCUUCAACCUCCGAGAUACCAACAUGAUCCCAGGCUCUCCGAGCAGCGAUGACUCCAACUGCGGGGGUUUCAACAAGUUACGCAGACGCAAGUUAUCUUUCCGAAGACGUACAGAAAAAGAUGAAGCAGACGCCGGAGAAAUCAAAAAGUCCCAUAAGUCUGUGAGACGGAGACAGAGGGAAACACCCAACAACCAAAGCCAGGAGGGGGCACCUAAGCGGCAGUGGCAGGCACACCGAAGCUCGGUGUCUUUGCACUCCAGCGGCGACGAGGGGGGGGAGUCCAUUAUGAACAGACUCGCUCCUCCGCCGGCGAUGCUGGAGAAUCCGCAUGCUAAGUCCAGCAGCUUCAGCGAGAACACCGAGGCCGACGGAGAUCCCGAGACUGGGAACACCUGCAACGCUCUGUCGGGUGCGUUCUCGGGCGUGUCCCAUAUCUUCAGUUUCUGGGGGGAGAGUCGAGGGGGUGGUCAGUACCAGGAGGUUCCCAGCUGCAGCCUGGCCUCCCCCCCACCCCUCAACACGCCGCUGCACAGCCUGAGCCGGCAGCAACGCAGCCAGCUGGACACACGCCUGGACCUGCUGCAGAAACAGCUCAGCAGGCUGGAGAGUCGCAUGUCGACGGACAUCGGAGCCAUCAUGCAGCUGCUGCAGAGACAGAUGGCCCUGGUUCCUCCCGCCUACAGCGCCGUCUCAUCGCCGCCUCAGGUCUCACCUCACCCUGGUCCCGGCCCAGGACCCGGUCCAGGAGAGAGACUGGUCCAGCCUAUUACACCUCUGGAGACAGACACCCUGGCCUCCCUCUCACAGAUCUUGGAUUCGCAGCACUUCGAGGAGUUCCCAGCCAAGCCCCUCGACACCCUGCAGCCCCAGGACGCCCCGCUGAUCAACCCCAACCGGGGCCAGCUCGCUCCCCCCGGACUGGACAGCCUGGGGCAGCACCUGGAGCUGGGACUGGGCACAGGGCCUGGGGUCAUCUCCGGGCCAGCCGUAGGUUCAUGUGUCGGGGUAGAUUUAGCAGCGGGGUCCAGCUCAGGAGUAGGGUUAGACUUUGGUUCGGGGGACUGUAUGGGCGCUGGGGUCGGGCCGGCAGCUGGAACGGGGCUGUCUUCCCUGGAUCCUGAAACCCAAAGGAGGCUGUCCCUCCAAGAACCACAGACCCCUCUGGACUCACGGACACCACAGCGACACAGCUCUGACCCAGGGGGGAGCUAAGGAAGAGGGGAAGGGGGGGGAGAGGGAUGGAAGGAGGGUUACAGAGAGAGAACGAGAGUCCCUUCCUGUUUCUACCGUUUGGAGAUCGAAAGGCAACUACUGUACCUACCACCAAAACCCUUCAGGGCACCCAUCUACUGUACCUUCACCGCUGAUUCACCUCCGACCUUCUAAGAGAGGACACUCAACUCAGAAAGAGUGAAGCCAGGUGGAGAGGUUGAGGCUUCUCUCUCUCUCUGUCUCUCUCUCUCUCUCCCACAAGUCCCCCUCCAUCCCCCCAUCGUGGAACUUUCUGAACUCCACAGCGGUACAACCUUUAACCAAAACUACCAACAGAGCAGAGAGGAGCUCUGUCACUUUAUGAACACGGUCCGCCUCUCUGUCGACCUGCUGAAGGAUGACACAUAACACACACAGAUGACUGCUGUCCUGUAGGAGAAUCCCUUUACUGCUGAGUCCAGCGUCGGACGACCGACGAGACCAAGACAACGACGAAACGAGUAGCCAUUUACGUCUUGCACUGAGAAUCCUAUCGAGAUCAUGACUAUUCUAUCCUAUAUGUCCGUGGCGCUUCCGAAAAACUCGCAAACCGGUUGGUGAAUUGUAGUGUUAGCUGGUCUAACAGGAAACCUGCUGUCCCGUUCUGUUAUUGGUCCCCCCGCCCCCUCCUCCGCCCCCUCGUCCCAAGAGCACACUGGAUUGGCUGGUUUGCACCUCAGGGGUGGGAACUGGAGGGUUAAAAGCCAUGAUUUUUUCUCGGUGAACAUACCAGCUACCCUACCACAAACAUUGUACAGAUUUGCUCGAGAGCGAAGAACAUGCGUCAUGCUCAGGCAGUGUCGCUAACAGGUAAACUGGCAAACCUACGAGUUUACCGUGAGGACAGUGCACCAAAAAAACAGCAAACUAUAAAUACUUAAACAAGCAGGAAACCCACGUUUACUAAAACCACAAGCUAUGACCUUGUAGAGAACGUAUGCCGAUGACAUGACACUGGCCUGCUGUCAUUUCUAUAAAUCUAAGCACAUGCAUGAAGGAAAGAGUGAUUGAUGGGGAACCUAGUUUAUCACAGUUGGAUUUGCUACCUCAGAUUUCAUUGGUCCUUACUUGUUCUUCACCUGAGCAAGCGCCCAGAAUGCUUUCACCUUCUACAUAAACCGGUUUUGUCUUGCGAUUCCGUAAAUAGAACAAGCUCGCCAGUUUACGAUGACCAGCCCAAUGCGCCAUCAUUCUGUGUACAGUGCAAUAUGCAAUCAGCAAGAAGAGAUGUGUGAGUGCGCCUUAAUCUCAUUAUGUGUUCAGGUCUGAACCUGUUUUCAGUUAGUUUCUGCAGAGACUGGCGUAGAGUGCGUUUGCUUCCACUAGCUGUAGAAAGUCACUGGCUUCUAACGUGGAGGACACAUGUGGACUGGUUUUAGUGGUUUAAAAGAUCGUUUUGAAUCUAGUCAGCACAAAUAAAAACCCUUUACUGUACAAUGUAGGUUUUAAACCCAAGAGCUCUCAAUGCUACAGCAGUAGUGAUCCCAGGAGGAAGAGAACGUACCUCAGCACCACUGUUUUUGAGGAUACUUUACAUUAACUGUCAUCACCUCCCAUUUUAAAGUACUCGGAUCCUCAUCUGAUCCCUGUCGUGUCAUGGUGUUAGCAGGCCGUUAACACGCGUCUUUGAGGUGCGAAGAUGCAGCAUAUGUACACAUACUGGCAAAACAAAAGAUGCACCAAUCGGUUUGCAAUGAAAGCUAACAGAAGCUAGUUCUAGUCCUUUGUGUUGGGAUGGAUUCCUCUAUCACUCUGCUCUGUUACCAGCAUCCGUGAUCUUUCCUCUGCCUACAUCAUAUUGUAUCACUAGAGUGGAAGGUUGUGCGUCAUGGAAGCGGUGCACAAGAUAAAUCCAGCUACAACAUGAAAAGUUCAUGAUGAAUGAUCUGGUCUCAGUGAGCAGGAUGAAGGCGGGUUCCUUCUCAGUGAAGCAGCAUCAAGACGAAGGUAUUCUUUGCAUACUAAGAAUAUCUGUAUAUGAAACAAAAGUCCUGGAACUAAGUUCUGAUCUUAAGUUUGAAAAUGUAUCUUCUAAUAGUCAGUAGUGUUACACUUUGCAAAGUGUAUGUCCAUCACAUACACCCCCCCCCUCCCCAGUUAAAUCUCUCUUUAUAUCUAUCAAUGGAAUAAAUAGCAAUAUAAUUUGCAGGCAAAGAUGUACGAAAUGACCAAGAGCAGGUGCAAUGAUAAAAACCUAAUAUCUUCAAUAACUAGCCUAUGACAUCUUUGAAUUGUCUUCCCUGACACAGAAUGAUCCGGGCAGAGCCCCGACAGAGGAGGGGAGCCUGUUGAAGAAGUGCAAUAGUCCUUUAAACAGUUAAGACUUGUAGCAACUUAACUGCAACCCGCUAAUGUUCAGCACUUUAUCUCCUAAACAGGGCCGAUGCUUAAUGAAGACUCAGGAACGUUUCAGUGAUGUUAGAGGGGUCCCUUUUCCUUUGUCCCACACCUCCAAACCAACCAAUCAGAAGGGAGGAGAGCUCAACUCCGUUCAGAGCUCCCCUUUAACGCAGACUUGUGAAGAUUGUAUUUGGCCGCUCGCUGGUCUAAGCUGUUGUGUUUAUUUAUUGUGGGAUUAUUUCUCUCUGCCUGUGUUUUUUAUCACUUUGUCUUGGGGUAAGGAGAGGGCUGUCUGUGUAAACACGUUGCUCCCCAUUCUCAAUCGUUACUAUUUUAUUUAUUAUUAUGAAUUAUUCUAUACUGAUCCAGUUCCAGUCAAUACCCAGUGACUCUAGAGUUCCCACCACUUCUUCACCAGUCAAUCUUUAUUUUUCCAGUGUAGUGCUGAGGCUGUGAUUUUUCACUCGGCAUCACGCGCGCUGUAGCGGGAGCUUAGCUAGCGUUGAAUAACGUCACCUCGUGGCCUGAACCGUCUCUUCACGCUUAGGACGACGACCUCAAAGAAGUUACUGAAGGUGGUUGUUGUUGACUCUUCUUCCUCGCGGUGACGGUAGACCUUAGUGGGAUAUUCAAUGCUACAGAAUACAUUCAUGUAAUGCAUACUGCAUAUUAUAAGGGUAGAGGGUGCACUUUGGGACUGGGGGGGGGUGUUUGUUGGAUGGGAAUAAGGAGUGUUUUUUUUCCUCUUUUUGCAUUUGAACACACAGAUAUAAUAACCCAGCAUACACACACACACACACACACCUUCCUUAAUGGCUCUUCCAUACCGCUGAGCUUUUUUUCAGCUGCGUUCAUCUUUCUAUGAGUUCUUGACAGACUUGCGUCCUGUCUCUGUAGAUACUUUGAGCACCUGGGGAGGGGGGGUUUGGUACCGUUCACACUGGAUCCGCUCUGCCUACUCCUCGCCUGUACAUACCAACUUCCACUACUUGUAAAGGAAUCAAAGUCUUUGGCACUCGUAUAGCCAGCACUAUGCAGAAACUGAAAACAAGUCUUUGGCAUGCUUUGAGAUGCAGAAUACUAUAGAGGAAAAUAUACUAAAUAAAUAAAGUCUGCUCGAAUUUCUUAUUAAAAUAA
Messenger RNA from Anarrhichthys ocellatus (wolf-eel), 7912 nucleotides. RefSeq names its product potassium voltage-gated channel, subfamily H (eag-related), member 2b (gene kcnh2b). Gene Ontology annotation, cellular component: plasma membrane. The transcript has 22 exons. Lineage: Eukaryota; Metazoa; Chordata; Actinopteri; Perciformes; Anarhichadidae. Gene Ontology annotation, biological process: potassium ion transmembrane transport; regulation of ventricular cardiac muscle cell membrane repolarization; membrane repolarization during cardiac muscle cell action potential. The record is from RefSeq and is a predicted model, not a curated record. Gene Ontology annotation, molecular function: inward rectifier potassium channel activity. Bases 512 to 4396 code for a protein of 1294 amino acids.